UGAAGACCGAUUCAUCUAUUUUCUGGUUCCGGCUAGUGCACAGGUCAAAAUGCAUUUCUUUCACAUUUUGUUCGUAGUUGCUACUUUAUUUCUAGAGGAGAUCUUCGGGCACGGUAUGUUGCUGGAACCACCAAAUAGAAGUGCUUUGUGGAAGUUCUAUCCAGUGGAUAAUCAUAGAGUCGUUCCAAAUUACGACUUAACAGGAAUCUUCUGUGGUGGAUAUUCGAUGCAAUGGGACCGAUUCAAAGGCAAGUGCGGAGUUUGUGGCGACCCCUAUAAUGCUCCUCAUCCUCAGCCGAACGAGAAUACAGGUAAACACGGAAAGUACGGUCCUGUAAGAUCCUACGGAUCAGGUAGUGUGAUCAAUGUUAAAGUCCAGCUAACUGCCAACCACAGAGGAAAAUUCCGCUACAGUCUCUGCGUACUAGAUGACCCAUCCAAACCAGAGAGUGGAGAACAUUGUUUCAAGCCCUUAAAACUGGCUGAUGGAAGGGAAGAAUAUAAGAUUGGAGCAGGAGAACGCAUAAUCCACAAUUCUCUGAAACUUCCUGACGGACUGAGAUGUAACAGAUGUGUUUUGAGAUGGGAAUACAUAGCAGGUAACAACUGGGGAACCUGUCCUGAUGGUAGAGGAAAACUUGGCUGCGGACCUCAAGAGACUUUUAGGAACUGUGCCGAUAUAAAAAUUCAAUAAUUUUUUUUUUUAAUGAUAAAUAUUAUAAAUCCAA
Coccinella septempunctata (seven-spotted ladybird) is the source of this 728-nucleotide messenger RNA. RefSeq lists its product as uncharacterized. The transcript has 4 exons. The record is from RefSeq and is a predicted model, not a curated record. The coding region runs from base 50 to 694 and encodes 214 amino acids. NCBI's taxonomy places the organism in Eukaryota, Metazoa, Arthropoda, Insecta, Coleoptera, Coccinellidae.